Messenger RNA from Drosophila elegans, 1665 nucleotides. RefSeq names its product serine/threonine-protein kinase haspin homolog (gene Haspin). Bases 70 to 1665 code for a protein of 531 amino acids. NCBI's taxonomy places the organism in Eukaryota, Metazoa, Arthropoda, Insecta, Diptera, Drosophilidae. Gene Ontology annotation, molecular function: ATP binding; histone H3T3 kinase activity. Gene Ontology annotation, biological process: mitotic cell cycle; protein phosphorylation; intracellular signal transduction. The record is from RefSeq and is a predicted model, not a curated record. The transcript is spliced from 2 exons. Gene Ontology annotation, cellular component: cytoplasm; nucleus.
ACAACAACAACCCACACAAAAACUCUAAGAUUUAAAAUAUUAGAAGCACAAUCACGAAACACAAAAAACAUGGAUAACACUUUGGAUGAAAAUGGAUGGAAGGACUCGUUUGACAAAUUACUCGAUUCCCGAUCACUUCUGCCAAAUACAGAAGGUAGAAAAAAGACAGUAAGCGCAUCGUUUAACAUGGACUCGAGUGUGGAGAACAGCACGCACGAAAUAAUAGAAUCGAAUCACUUAAAAAACAAACAUUUGAAUAUCGAAGAUGGUUCAAGAAGUAAAUCUAUAUCGACUCCCUGCGACAAACGUUUGGGAAAGGAAAUAUUUAAUUGCGGACUGUCGCCGAUCACGCGCAUAAAACUAAGUGGUUUCAGAAACGAAAACUGCGACGAUGAGGAGUUGCGUUUGAUGAAAAGAGUGCGAAUCGACCAUAUAAAUAAAGCCACACCUGAUGCACACAUUUCUACUAACAAUUUGAAUACGAUUGUUGAAGCUUUGCAGCCUGCAAUUGUCUUAAAGCCAGGAAAGUGGCGCAAAUCCCUCAACACUUUUUCGCAGUCAAGAAAAAGCCUUUUAUGUCAGGGUCGCAAGUCAGUGUUUUUGAAACCACAAAAUCAAAUAGAUAACAAUUUCGAACAGGAAGUUCUAAAAUAUUGCAACCAAUGCAAAGCGCUGCCAUUCAAUGAUGCAUAUGCAGAGUCUAAAAUGUUGAAAACCAACAAGAUAGGCGAAGGUGCCUACGGUGAAGUCUUUCGAUAUACUCCAAAACAAUUGAAAAGUGACAAAAAGAACACUGACUUGGUAUUGAAGAUAAUUCCAAUCGAAGGUUCUAUGCAAAUCAAUGGAGAAGAGCAAAAAACCUUUGCUCAAAUCUUGCCCGAAAUAAUUAUUACACAAAAGAUGAGCAGUCUUGAGGCUGGUAAAAAUAAUUGUACCGAUGGAUUUGCCGGUCUGUACAAGGUAUCACUAGUUAAGGGAAAGUAUCCGCAACAUUUGACCAAGCUUUGGGAGCGAUACGAUGACGAAAAGGAGUCUGAGAAUGACCAUCCUGGAGUUUUUGGAGACACACAACUUUUCGUUGUACUAGAACUUAAGUUUGCCGGCAACGACAUGUCGAACUUUGAAUUCUUAAAUGCCGAACAAUCAUAUUAUGCAUUGCAACAGAUCAUUCUUUCGCUGGCCGUUGGCGAAGAACAGUAUCAAUUUGAGCACAGGGAUCUACAUUGGGGAAACAUAUUGAUUGGAGCCACCAAAAAGAAGCACAUAUCCUUCAAGCUUAAGAAUACCGAUUUUACUAUACUUUCCAAAGGCGUGGCCAUUACUAUUAUCGACUAUACGCUUUCAAGAAUCACCAUUGAUGACUGCUGCUACUUUAAUGAUCUCUCAACUGAUGAGGAACUUUUUUCAGCCACAGGCGAUUAUCAAUAUGAUAUCUACAGAAUGAUGCGGAGUGAAUUAAAGAACAACUGGUCAUCUUAUUCGCCAAAAACAAAUAUACAAUGGCUGUCCUAUCUUAAUGCCAAACUAUUGGAUGGCGUGAAGUAUAAAAGUGCCAAUACAAAGGUUCACAGAUUACACAUUGACAAGCUCAAGGAAUUGCAAAGCAUUAUGCUGACAUUUGAAAGUGCCGCACACUGCGCAAAACAUCUGUUUAAUAUGUGUUAA